Messenger RNA from Desarmillaria tabescens, 1335 nucleotides. Its product is annotated as major facilitator superfamily domain-containing protein. The record is from RefSeq and is a predicted model, not a curated record. Gene Ontology annotation, biological process: transmembrane transport. The transcript has 8 exons. Bases 1 to 1335 code for a protein of 444 amino acids. NCBI's taxonomy places the organism in Eukaryota, Fungi, Basidiomycota, Agaricomycetes, Agaricales, Physalacriaceae. Gene Ontology annotation, cellular component: membrane. Gene Ontology annotation, molecular function: transmembrane transporter activity.
AUGCCGGAAGCGACUUAUGUCAAUGACGAAGGAUCCACUUUAUCACCUCAUCUUGAUCUGAAGACUAUUAAGUCCGAAGAGGGAGGGUCGGUCCCCCCACAACAAAAUCCGCUCGACUAUGAGCCGACAGACGGCGGUUUCAAGGCCUGGUCGACUGUAUUAGGGGCGUCGUUAGUGGGAUUAUGCACUUUUGGAUUCGUAAACGGCUACGGCGCCUUCUCGGACUACUACAAUGAAACAUACCUGUCGGACUACUCGGCUACCCUUAUAUCCAUGAUAGGCGCCUUGCAGGUGUUUCUUCUAUACAUCUUCGCCGGGUUUUCCGGAGCUGUAUUCGACGCUGUGGGUCCGCAUCUUCUUAUUCCCGGAAGCGGGAUUAUCGUCGUGUUUUCUAUCUUUAUGCUCUCCAUCACCAAGCCUCAGCAUAUAUGGCAGCAAUAUCUGUGUCAAGGGGUCUUAUUCAAUGUCGGCGCAACCUUUGGAUUUUUCCCUUGCUUAGCUAUCACUGCUCAUUGGUUCAGGCGUAAGAAUGCAUACACAACUGGAUGCGUUACUGCAGGGCCCAGCGUGGGCGGGAUUAUUUUCCCAAUCCUUAUGCACCGCCUUCUUCCCAAAUUUGGCUUCGGCUGGACGAUUCGUAUCAUUGGAUUUAUCUGCCUCUUCUGCUACAUCGUUGCGGUGAUCACGAUCCACCCUCGGCGCCCCACGAAGCCUUUCCCUCCGAUGUCCAGACUCCUGGACUUUGGAGCGUUCAAACACCCAACAUACAGCCUCCUCGCAGUUGGUGCGUGGAUCUCCAUCUUCUCCAUUUUCAAUCCGUUCUUUUACGUGGGACUCUACGGUUCCGUCGCGUUCGGCGAAUCUGGUCUAACAUCAUAUUACCUCGCCAUUCUCUGUGCGACUUCCAUCGUCGGACGCGUCGGUCCGGGAUUGAUUGCUGACCGAUUGGGAAGGUAUAACGUUAUCUGUACCGCAACACUCAUUUCCUCGAUUCUUAUACUCGCGGUCUGGUAUACCUCUUCCACUGAAGGCAGCUUGGUGGCCUUCGCUGCUCUGUAUGGAUUCACAUCUGGCCCUUUCUUCGCUCUCCUCCCCGCCUGUGUUGCGCAGAUAUCCCCCAUCGAACGCGUGGGCGCACGGAUAGGGAUGAUGUUCGCGUUCAUGUCCUUUGGCGCUCUUACUGGGACCCCCAUUGGUGGGCUGUUCAUUCGGACAAAGACGAUUGAGGACUUUCAUAGGUUGAUAUUGUUCUCGGGUAUCGUGGGACUGGGAGGAUCCGUGGUGCUGCUCUUGGCUCGGUUUAGCCUUCAACGGAAGAUAUUUGUUAUCGUAUAA